Molecule: messenger RNA, 669 nt
Organism: Medicago truncatula (barrel medic)
Lineage: Eukaryota; Viridiplantae; Streptophyta; Magnoliopsida; Fabales; Fabaceae
Product: MDIS1-interacting receptor like kinase 2
Exons: 1
Coding region: 1-669 (222 amino acids)
Molecular function (GO): protein binding
Source: RefSeq, a predicted model, not a curated record
AUGUCAAACAAUAAUUUUCCAGAAUUAUUUGGCUCUCUAAGAAACUUGAGAUUCCUUGACCUCCAUGCUUCAUUUGAUGGAGGAAGAAUUCCAAAUAAUCUUGCUCGUCUUUUGCAUUUACAAUAUCUUGAUAUUUCCUCAAGCGUACAAUCCCUCAUCAACUUGAAAAUCUCUUUCGUUUUGCAGUACCUUGAUCUUAGUUCAAACGAUCUUGAGGGUACAAUCCCUCAUCUUGGAAAUCUCUCUCAUUUGCAAUACCUUGAUCUUAGUGGGAAUGAUCUUGUUGGAACCAUUCCUCAUCAACUUGGAAGCCUUUCAAAUUUACAGGAGCUUCAUCUUGGAUCCAAUCAAGGACUGAAAGUUCAUGACAACAAUAACCAUGCUGGAGGUGAGUGGCUUUCUAAUCUCACUCUUUUGACCCAUCUUGACUUGAGUUGGGUACAAAAUCUCGAUUCUUCUCAUGUCUGGCUGCAAAUGACUGGUAAUCUUAAAAAAUUAGAAGAAUUGAAGCUAUCUCGUUGUGAGCUUUCUCUCUCCCAUUCAAUAUUAAAUUUAUCUAAUUCUUUUAGAAUCCUUGACUUGUCUGAUAAUAAUCUACACGUUCGAACUCUAGAAUCUUUUAGAGAUAUGUGUAACUUACACUCACUAUUCCUUGAUAAUAGCAAUUAA